Molecule: messenger RNA, 1890 nt
Organism: Penicillium atrosanguineum
Lineage: Eukaryota; Fungi; Ascomycota; Eurotiomycetes; Eurotiales; Aspergillaceae
Exons: 7
Coding region: 1-1890 (629 amino acids)
Biological process (GO): amino acid transmembrane export from vacuole
Source: RefSeq, a predicted model, not a curated record
AUGCGGGGUAAAGAAAGGGAAUCAAAAGGGAAGGGGCGAGAGGUCGAAGCCGAACCCCUACUUUCAUCAUCAUCGUCCUCCACUAUACCGAGUUACCCGGAUACAUCAGCCACAGCUAUGAACAUCACAGGUCAACCUCAUGAUGCCAAAACUCCCGUGCUACAAGAAGAUGCCGCGACCAAGGCAGAAACUGCACAGUUCCAGCCGUCUCAAACACUACGGGAGUACGAGCGUCUAUUCGGAGUCGACGAAGAUGCCUAUGAGCAGCCUACCACGACCAGGAAGGAGCUUUGGUCGUAUUACCUCUACUAUAAUGGUACUUUCGUUAUGUUCUUCCAUGUCUAUCGAAUCCAUCGGCUAACCAAUCUUGCCACUCCAGGGGACAACGGCGUGGGUCCAGGAUCAUACAGCCAAGCCCUCUUUCAGUGGGCAUUGAAUGGUGCAGGUUUUCAACCCGAUACCAAUCCACCCAAGCCCUGCACCAAUACAUCAGCAUGCGUGGUCCCUUGGGCGGGUGGCACACGAUCUAUUUCCUCCGUCAUCCUAAUCGCCAACGGUCUGUGCUUUGCAUUCAUGACAGUCAUUUUUGUCUGGCUCGGAAGUGCUGCCGACUACGGAUCUUUCGGCAGAUGGCUUCUUUUGGUCCUGACUGUCGUCUGUUGGGCACUGCAGUAUGGUAUGAUGGCCAUCCGCCAACCAAGUCAAUGGCCCAUUGCCAUGGGCCUGUACGUUGUCGCGUAUAUUGCCUAUGGUGCUACUCUCGUUUUUUAUGCUGCUGUCUUCCCUCGCCUUGCUCGGUAUAUGCCGCAUGUCCGUAAGGCUCGAGAGGAAGAUCUGAGAGAGGGCAAGAUUGAUCAGCAGGAGUACGACGCUAUCGAGUCGUUGGAGAGGAACCAUCUUAGCAACGUUUCCACUGCACACAGUAAUAUCGGGUAUCUGCUCACCCUCGCCCUUAACCUAAGUGUCCUACUACCCAUGCAGAACAACCAAUUCUCCAACAAUCUAGCACUCUGCCUGACAAAUUCGUAUUGGGUGGUCUUGGGUAUUUGGUGGUUCAUAUUCCAGCAGAAGAGACCCGGGCCAAAGAUCCCGAAGGGCUCCACCUACAUCACCAUUGGUUUCAAACAGAUAUGGCUGGCCAUUCGAGAGAUCCGGUCGCUUCCCCAGACUUUUCUGUAUUUUGUGGCCUAUUUCCUCCUCGCUGACGGGCUUAACACAACUGGUACUCUCGUCAGUAUCAUCCAGAACGACUACGUUUCGUUCUCUUUCCUACAACUCACCUAUCUCGGUAUAGCGCAAGCGGCUUGCUCUAUCACUUCGACCUUUGGAUUCUGGUACAUCCAGAAAUACUUCAAGUUCAAAACCAAGACAAUGUUCCUAUUUACCAACUUCUUCACUGUCUUAAUUCCUUUCUGGGGAAUGUUAGGUCUCUGGACCAACAGGAUUGGUUAUCAUCAUAGGUGGGAAUUCUACUUCUACAAUGUCAUUUUCGGACUUUUCCAGGCACCUUACUAUGCAUAUGCCCAAACAAUGAUCAGUGAACUUAUGCCCCGGGGCUACGAUAACAUGUUCUUCGCUCUUUUCGGUAUCACCAACCGCGCGUCUUCAAUCAUCGGUCCAAAUGUCAUCCAGGCUAUCAUCAACGAUACCAACAACAACUGGAUGGGAUUUCCCUUCUUAUUUGCCAUCUGUGCUGCCGCAAUGAUUGCCAUCGUCUUUGUGGAUGUUGAGAAGGGCCGUCGAGAUGCCAGGUCGUUUACUGAGAAACGCAAAGUGGAUCGUGUGGUAGCUGAAACUGGUCUUAGUGCAGAUGCAAUUGUGAAUGGGAAGAUGGUGGAUGAUGUAGCAGUGGCUACUGGAAACGAUGCUCAUUCUACGGAAGUGCAGUGA